AUGGAUCAUUUUAUCAUUGGCAAAGAAUUAUCUGCACAUUCUGAUGUUUCUUACGAAACUAAAUUAAAAAGGUGUAAACGUAAAUGUUUGUUCGAACCCAUUUCAGAAAAUGAAAUUGAUAAAGCUCAUGCGGAAUUACUGUCAGGUCUAUCUCAAGAGUUCGCCCGUGCUUCAGCACGCUUAUCCAAAGGCGUAAUCGAAAACGGUCGAGUUCGUCUUACACAAAUAUGUGGGAAGUAUUUCCGUAUAAUGGGUUUCUCUCUUGAUGGCUCAUCUUAUCUUCAUCCAGAAGAAGCAUUAUACCUUGCUGAAUGUAAUAAAAUUCAAGUACUUGUUAGUGGUUUACCACUGAGUAUUCAAGAACUUUACGAUCAGCUUUUAAACAAUGAAACAUAUCCAUACUAUCUGGCCUACUCUCGAUUAUCACGAUUAAAUUUCAGUCUUCGAAAACGAGCAAAUUUUGACCUACAAUCACAUUACCACUGUGUGACAGAUAAAUUAUUUAAAAUUCCAAAAUCAAUUAA
Messenger RNA from Schistosoma mattheei, 524 nucleotides. Lineage: Eukaryota; Metazoa; Platyhelminthes; Trematoda; Strigeidida; Schistosomatidae. The record is from the annotation of a GenBank genome assembly.